UAGAUUGAUGUGGAGGGGAGAUUCAUUUGGGAAGGGAUUCUGGCUGCCCUGGGAGCUGCUGCAUGUCAGGCUCACUCUCAGGGCUCCGGUGACUUGUAGAUAACAGGAUUGUUCUGGUGGUUCUCUUCUAUAACGGUCAAAAUGGUGAUCAAAGUCUUUGUAGCCACAUCUUCUGGGUCUACAGCGAUUAAGAAGAAACAGCAAGAAGUAGUGGGCUUCUUAGAGGCCAACAAGAUUGACUUUAAGCAAAUGGACAUAGCUGGUGACGAGGACAACAGGAAAUGGAUGAGAGAGAACGUCCCAGGUGAAAAGAAGCCACAAAAUGGAAUCCCCCUCCCUCCACAGAUCUUCAAUGAGGAGCAGUACUGUGGGGACUUUGAAUCCUUCUUCUGUGCCAAGGAAGAAAACAUUAUUUAUUCAUUCCUGGGUCUGGCACCUCCUCCGGGUUCAAAGGAGGUGAAAACUGCUGAAGAGACAUCAAACCUUCCAAACGGUGACAUUUCGGGUGAAGAGCACAAAGUUGUGGAAGAGACUGAAAAGUCUGAAGUAACUGAAGAAAAUGAGGCACACACAGAAGACAAUGUAGAUGCAGUCGCUAAUUCUAUUGAACUGCCAUCAGAAGAGCAACAGGAAAAGGAGGAAGAACACCCAGUGACAGAGGAGGAGGAGGAAGAAGAAGAAGAACAGGAGGAAGAGGAAGAAUCUUAGUACUUUGUUAUGGCAUUUUUUUCUUCAAAAAGUUUUUCAGGAAGCACAAGUCCGUGCAGCACCAGAGAAAAUAAAACCAUCUCUUCCCCCCAAACAACCCACCAUUGCGUUUUGCACCAACACAUGUAUAGACAUCUGUAUAUCCCCAAAACACAAGACACCACUCUGCCCUAUAUUAUAUAUAUAUUGGUAUUCUGGUCUUUUGUUAAAGUGGGUCACCUUAAUUCUGUCUGACAAUAUCUCAGACUUAGCUUUAUAUGUUCUAACAGUACUGUCUAUGUCUAAUUUUAGAUUGUAAGCUCCUUGGAGCAGGGACCGUGUCUUCCUCCAUGUUUGUACUCUGCCAAGCACACUAUCGGCACUCAGUAAAUAACCACAGUUGUGCAUCAAAACUGUAUUAGGAGGUAAAGAACUUCAGCACUGAAAACUCCAAAGAAGAUCCCUGUGUACAAGCUUUGUGUUGCUUAUCUCUGAACUGGCCUUUAAAAUGAAUGUGAUUUCCAUUGUACAGUAGUUUAAAUAAACACAUUUUAGGUCAGGC
Caretta caretta (loggerhead turtle) is the source of this 1249-nucleotide messenger RNA. It is a transcript of the gene SH3BGR, whose product is annotated as SH3 domain binding glutamate rich protein. Lineage: Eukaryota; Metazoa; Chordata; Testudines; Cheloniidae. Gene Ontology annotation, cellular component: cytoplasm. The record is from RefSeq and is a predicted model, not a curated record.